GUGCGGGUGAAGAUGUCUUUCGACUCCCAAUUGUUGGCAAGUUCGAUUUCUCUCAUUUCUAGCUUCAAUUCUGCGUUAUUUUCGUUUGAUUCACCUCUUCGAUUGCUUGAUACAGUUUUGAGUGAUAAAGAUGUCGGCUUCCAACUAUUGUACGUGCGAUCCUAUGGAUGCAAUAGACCAUCUAGCCGAUGUCAUCAACUGGAAAGAAGUGUUCUAUGCCCCUGUGCCAGACUACGUGCACUAUGCAUGUGCGGCAGUGUUGAUAUGUCUUUUGCUGCUUGGAAUCACUGGAAACGGAACUGCAAUUCUCAUCUAUUUCAA
Symsagittifera roscoffensis is the source of this 321-nucleotide messenger RNA. Its product is annotated as rhodopsin-like. NCBI's taxonomy places the organism in Eukaryota, Metazoa, Xenacoelomorpha, Acoela, Convolutidae. Gene Ontology annotation, cellular component: plasma membrane. Gene Ontology annotation, biological process: cellular response to light stimulus; G protein-coupled receptor signaling pathway; phototransduction. The record is from RefSeq and is a predicted model, not a curated record. Gene Ontology annotation, molecular function: G protein-coupled photoreceptor activity.